Molecule: messenger RNA, 1067 nt
Organism: Chinchilla lanigera (long-tailed chinchilla)
Lineage: Eukaryota; Metazoa; Chordata; Mammalia; Rodentia; Chinchillidae
Gene: Bbip1
Product: BBSome interacting protein 1
Biological process (GO): receptor localization to non-motile cilium; cilium assembly
Cellular component (GO): BBSome
Source: RefSeq, a predicted model, not a curated record
UUCACUCCCUGACUUGUGGAGAACUCAAGAGUCUGAGGAAAUCAUUUUUCACCUCUAACUAUAAAAGAUGACCCCCCCACCUCCGCUGCAAGACCGCAAGUCUUAUUUUCCCAUCGCCUGUCUGCGCCUGAUUUUUCUACCUUUUUCUGGAAAACAUUGUACUGGCAACAUGGCAGAUGUGAAAAUGUUCCGGGAGGUUCUUCCAAAACAAGGGCAACUGUCGGUGGAAGACAUAACCACAAUGGUGCUGUGUAAACCCAAACUUUUACCCUUAAAAUCUCUGACUCUGGAAAAACUGGAGAAAAUGCAGCAAGCAGCACAGGAUAUCAUUCGCCAACAGAAAACGGCAGAAGAGGAAAAACGGGAAAAAGCUCACUGACCAAUAAACUUAGCACUUCAGAAAGCAAAAAAAAAAUAAAAUAAAAAAAAAAAUGUCCUUUAUAUAAUUUAAGUGCUAUAUGAAAUUUAAGUUUUGUGUUUUGCUUUUUGCCAUGCUGAGUAUGGUUCCUAGGGCCUAAUACCAUGCUAAGGAAGAAAUUAAAGAGGUUUUUGAAAGACUGCAAAUAAGUGUACUCCCAAUAAAGAAUCACCACUGCUUCACAUGUUUUAUUUUGUUGUACAUUCUUACAGAACCAGGUUCAUUUUUCCAGUUUUGUAGAAAAAUAGAUGUUCCAGCCACCAUUUACUUAACUGUCUAGUCUUUAAAAGACCAAUCAAUAUGUUCCCUGGAAAGACGACUAAGUCUCAUGACUCAUUUUUUAGAAAUUCUUUAAGACAAAAAAAAAACUUUUUUUUUUUUUUUUACUCCCAAAGCACAGUAUUUCAACAGCAGCAGCCAACAUGGGGUUUAGCAGCUUAACUUUACCCCCUAAAUAAAGCUUUGUAUAAACCAGUGAUUUUACUACAAAAAACACUGUCCUUAAAAGAAAGGAGUGGCAGUCAGACAUCAAUGCAAAACUUGGAAUGAUUAGGUCAUAAACAUGGCACUUACAAAAGGUAGCUUAUUAGAAUAUUCCACUUAAGUGGUUAUUUUUCUCUUUCCUUUCUACCCUCAAAAAAAAAAAAAA